This is a messenger RNA of Priceomyces carsonii, 543 nucleotides long. RefSeq lists its product as uncharacterized. NCBI's taxonomy places the organism in Eukaryota, Fungi, Ascomycota, Pichiomycetes, Serinales, Debaryomycetaceae. The coding region runs from base 1 to 543 and encodes 180 amino acids. The record is from RefSeq and is a predicted model, not a curated record. The transcript has a single exon.
AUGUUUAUAAAAGCCAAUAAUAUUUCAAGACUAGUACCUAGAACAUCCUUAUGUUCUCUCAGAUUUUAUACCAAAUAUCCCACCAAUGACCAAAUUUUCGUCCACAAGACAGGAAAUAAUUACAAAUAUUCCUUGUCACCUGAACCGAGUUCACUUCCAAUAGGUUAUGGUCCUGCUCCUUCCGACGUCCCCGCUGAAAACUUCAAGCCAAACGAUACUUUCUUGCGACAACUCCAGAGAAGAAUAGGCUCUGACAUACAAAAUGAUUUUUCUUUCAUACUUGAGGCCGGAGCGAAUGCAGGCGCUUUCAUGCCGAUUUAUGAUUAUAGAGAGGUUCCUCGGUAUGGUAGGAUUCCUGAAGUUGACAACAUAUUUGGAUAUGUUCAAGUAAAUCAAGAAGGCACUAUAGUCCCUGGAACGUACGAAGAAAAUAGUUUUUACAGAUUAUGCAACGGUUCGGGCCCCAUAAGACUUAGCGAUUACCUUUACGACAAACUUAGAUCUGAUUGUGAAGCUAAAGCGAACAUUAAGGAUCAGUCGUGA